CUUUCCAAUCAUUUUCAGUGGAUUCAUACAAAAGAACUUAUAAACUUUUCACUGGAGUUAAAAGUGUAAAUUUAAUAUUUUGUGCAGCAGUUUGUUACAUUUUUUACACGCGUUGUGCGUGUUACUUAAAUGAUAUAUAUCAGAACUUGUAUCCGUAGACACAAUAGCCCGUAGUCAGUAAUAAGUACUGAAAUUGAAAUUGAUUCGUGGCCGAAAUUGACAAUUGUAUGACAGACAGUCAUUCUCCUUGCUGCCAUUGUAUUUGUACUCUGUUGUUCCUUCGCUCUUUCGGUGUUUUGUGGAAAAAUCGACAAGGAUCUCUUGUACCUGCACCUGCAACUGCAACGAGGUGCUGCAUUAAUAGCGGUUUAAUUUAGUAUUAAAAAUAUAUAUUUUGUGGUCGACAAAAACAACUGUGAAGCUCAAAAUACCCACAUAGAGUUUGUCAUCAAUAAAUUGCCAACUUUAGGAGACGUAGUGAGAGUCAUUUUUUUAAUUAAGUAUACUAUAUCCUAAUAGUACUUUAAACAGAAAAAAAUAAAAUGGCCGAACGUCCAAGUAAUCUUUUUGCAGCUGGAAGUAGCCGUCCUCGCAAUCCGCCGAGUGAAUUGAAUUUGGGCAGUUUUAAUGGUCGCCAACCGCCUUCAUUUUCUUCAACUUCAUCCGGUUCAGCUUCGUCCAAUUUGUCUACAUCGUCAGCCUCCAGUUCCUCUUCACACAAUUUGGUGCAACGAUUUUGUGCGCCACCAGCACCAGCACCAGUAGUGGCACCGGUAGCACCGCCGGUUGCAACAACAAACAACCAAGAACGCACCCGUGAACGCAUAAAACAACAAGCCUGUGGAAAGUUACUCAUCGAUGAAGAAUGCUAUCACUUUACUUCGGAUGAUUUAACUGAUCUUGGUGAGAUUGGUCGCGGUGCUUUUGGCACUGUAAACAAGAUGAUAUUUAAAGCAGGCAAGGUAAUGGCUGUGAAACGCAUACGAUCCACUGUCGAUGAAAAAGAACAAAAACAAUUGUUAAUGGACUUGGAAGUGGUGAUGAAUUCAAACGAAUGUCCCUACAUAGUACAGUUUUAUGGUGCGCUCUUUAAGGAAGGGGACUGCUGGAUAUGCAUGGAAUUAAUGGAUACCUCUUUGGAUAAAUUCUACAAAUACAUUUACGAACGUAAACAACAACGUAUACCAGAGUCGAUAUUAGCUAAAAUUACUGUGGCUACUGUGCAAGCGUUAAACUACUUAAAAGAAGAGUUAUCGAUCAUUCAUCGUGAUGUUAAACCCAGCAAUAUUUUGUUGCAUCGCCGUGGCGAUAUUAAGCUGUGUGAUUUCGGUAUUUGUGGAAAAUUAGUAGAUUCGAUUGCGGAGACCAAGGAUGCCGGUUGCAGGCCAUAUAUGGCGCCUGAACGUAUUGAUCCCGAGCGCGCUAAGGGCUACGAUGUACGUAGUGAUGUCUGGUCGUUGGGUAUAACGCUGAUGGAGGUCGCUACCGGUUUGUUUCCCUAUCCGAAAUGGGAUUCAGUUUUCGAACAGUUGUAUCAAGUUGUGAAAGGUGAUCCCCCACGCCUGCAGACUUCUUAUAAUGGUAUGGAGUUCUCACAGGAAUUUGUAGAUUUUGUGAAUACAUGUUUAAACAAAGAUGAGAGAGAACGACCCAAGUACGGUCCAUUGCUGGAAAUGCCUUUUAUAUUGCGUGGCCAGCGCAGCCACACCGAUGUAGCUGUCUACGUAACGGAUAUUUUAGAGAAGAUGGUCAAAGAUGGCAUAACCGAGUUCACAACAAAUCAGCCGGCUGAAAGUUAAUGGGCAUUCCAGCUAAUGUAUUAAAUGCCAUUUACCGUUUUUAGCAAUGCAGAGCAAUGGUAAUGUGAAAUUUUGAUAGAUUUGAUAGAGGAGUAACGUUAGUAGCAGAAUGGUAUGCAAAUUGUAAGCAAAAUGUGUGUGCGUGAUUAAUUGUUGAGACACCUCCGGUUAGCUGUUGUGUUGCUAAAACAAAAUUUUACGAUGUAUAACAAAAAAAAAGAAAAAUAACGAAGAUUCGAAAAAAAAUAAAAUUAUGUCAAACCAUAUUAUUUAGUGGAAAGUGAAACAUAAAAUAGUACGAUAAGCAAACACUUAGCGCUUUGCAUAAAUGUUAGUCAUAAAUAUUUUGUUGUUUAGAAUUGUAAGAAGAAAGCGUUUAUUUUUUUAGCGAAACGAAAAUAAUAAUAAUUAUUUUUUUGUAUACAAUUAAGUUCAUAUUAGCACUUUUGCAUUGUUAUGUCAUACGUUGCUGUUCAUACUUGUGUUGUAAAUGUAACGCUUUUCUAUAGUCAACAUAUUUUGCGCCUUCGAUUUGAAAAUACAAAUACAAAAAAAAAAAACACACAAAUAAUAUUAAUAAUAAAGACAGAGUAAAUUUUCUAAGAAAAGAAACAAAAAAAAAAACAAAAAGUGAAGUAAAACUAAUCAAAAAAUUAAAAAACGCUGUAAGUAUUUGCAAUAAUACGAAAAUUGCAUUUUAUGUGAAAAUAAUAAUAUUUAACAUUUAUAUACACAUCAAAUAAGGCAAGAAAAAAAAAAAAACAAAACGACAACAUUUACAUACCUACACGCAAGCAUCAAAGUAUUUUAAAUAUGAUAAAAUAAUUGUUAAGAAAUGGGUAGAACUCGUAAAAAUACUAAAGUGAAAAAUAUAAAAUACUGGAUAUUGUAAAAGCAAACAAUAAACUUAAUAAUUAAGUAGAAUAUCGAUAAUGAAAUGUAAAAUGUGUAGAGUAUUGCAAGAAUCAGGGUUGCAAAUAUUUUUUUCUUACAAAAUUUUCGUAUUUAAAAAUAGAUUUUCAACAUUCCGAUUUUGAAAAUCUUAUUUUUAAUACAUGGUGUUGGAAUUACAAAUGCAAUUUAAAUUCUUCUUAAUUAAUAAAUUUUUAUUUUUAAUUUUUAAAUUCCUUUUUAUUUUUAAUUGUUAAAUUCUUUUUUAUUUUUAAUUUUUAAAUUCUUUUUUAUUUUUAAAUUUAAUUUUUAAGCUUUUCUUAAUUUUAAUUUUUAAAAGUUUUAAUUUUGAUUAAAUUUUUUUUUUUUAAUUUUAAUUAAUGUAUUUUUUUUAUUUUCAAUUUACAUUUUUAUAUAUGUAUGCAUAUUUUUUAAAUUUUAGUUUUUUAAAUAAUAAUUAAUACUAAAAUUACCUAAAAUAUUUUUGUUUUAAUUUUAAUUAAUCAUUUUUUAAUUUUAUUUUUUUUCAAUGCUAUUAAAAUUAAGUGUAAUUAUUUUAAAUUUUAACAAAAAUUUAUUUUAGUUAAAAAAAUAAUCCCAAAAUCCGUAUUAAAUAAAAAAUAAAAACAAAUAUUAAAGAAAUUUUUUGCAAAUUAAACAAAAAAAUGAAUUUUAAUCCGUUUUUUGGGAUUAUUUUUCCAAUCGUUUUUAGGUAUAAAAAAUUAUAUUUAAUCAAUUCUAUGUUUAUUUCAAAUGUGAAUUCAAUUAUAUUUUAACGCAUAAAUUGCAACCCUGAUUGCAAGCAUGCAUAAUUAUGACAUUACACAAAGAAUAAUUAAAAUUUAUCUUUAAAGUGAAAAUAUGCCGUAAAAAUUAUACAAUUAAUUUAAGCCAAUGUGAAAUGUUCAAUCAUAAGCAAUAAUUGCGCGCUAUUUUUUUAAGUGCAUGUAUAAUUAUAAGAUACGAACCGUAGUUGACCCAACAAUGCAGCAGCAAAUAAGCCAUAUGAGUGUGCUACUCACACAAUACAUACAUACAAGCCAAUUUAGGCCAAACACACAGCACGUAAUAUUUCUUUGAAAAUACAAAAAAUAAAAAUAAAAACAAAUAGCAAAUAUAAGUUAAAAUUAAAGAAUCAACAUAAAAAAUAAGCUAACCUAGAAAUUUUGUUAAAAUUAGUAGUGGCUUGUGAAUAUACAUACAAACAUACACAAUUACAUGUGGUAGUUACAGUAGCAUAUCCCAAAUAGUAGCCGGCAUACAAAAUUUACUAGUAAACACUAUAUAAAAAUGAAAUAAAAUACAAUAAAUAAAAGUAAAUAUAAAAGAGU
Messenger RNA from Bactrocera dorsalis (oriental fruit fly), 4021 nucleotides. RefSeq names its product dual specificity mitogen-activated protein kinase kinase 4 (gene Mkk4). Gene Ontology annotation, biological process: MAPK cascade; protein phosphorylation. The coding region runs from base 543 to 1799 and encodes 418 amino acids. The record is from RefSeq and is a predicted model, not a curated record. Gene Ontology annotation, molecular function: JUN kinase kinase activity; ATP binding. Lineage: Eukaryota; Metazoa; Arthropoda; Insecta; Diptera; Tephritidae. The transcript has 6 exons.